CACAUGCUACCAACACAUGCACUUCUGUCUGCUAGCGUUUCCACCACAGGGGGAGUCGGGACAGCGACCCACAAUGAGGAUAAAAUAACCCCGAAUCAUUCUUCUGUACAUGUUUAUUUAACAAGCUGCCAAAAUGGUGAAGGAGCAAUUCAGAGAGACAGAUGUGGCCAAAAAAAUAAGCCACAUCUGCUUUGGGAUGAAAUCUGCAGAGCAGAUGCGACAACAAGCCCACAUCCAGGUGGUCAGUAAGAAUCUGUACAGCCAAGACUCCAAACACAGUCCCCUGCCCUAUGGGGUGUUGGACCACCGCAUGGGCACCAGCGAGAAAGACAGACCGUGUUUGACAUGUGGGAAGAAUCUGGCAGACUGUUUAGGACACUAUGGCUAUCUGGAUCUGGAACUGCCAUGUUUUCAUAUCGGCUAUUUCAAAGCCAUCAUAGGAAUCUUACAGAUGAUUUGUAAGACUUGUUCGAGCAUAAUGUUGACAAAAGAGGACAAGCUGCAGUUCUUGGAUAACUUGAAACGGCCUAACCUGGCAUAUCUUCAGAAAAGAGGGCUGAAAAAGAAGAUCUCUGAAAAGUGCCGCAAACGGACAGUCUGUCUGAGCUGUUCAGCGUUCAAUGGACCUGUGAAAAAGUGUGGCCUGCUUAAGAUCAUCCACGAGAAGUAUAAAACAACCAAGAAGGUGGUGGAUCCUUUCGUGUCGGAGUUCAUGCAGUCUUUUGACAUCGCUGUCGAACACAACAAACUGGUGGAGCCCCUGCUCGGCAGAGCACAGGAAAACCUGAACCCUCUGGUGGUCCUGAAUCUAUUUAAAAGGAUUCCUCAAGAAGACGUCCCUCUGCUGCUGAUGAACCCAGAAGCAGGGAAACCAGCAGACCUCAUCAUCACCCGCCUGCUCGUGCCUCCUCUCUGCAUCCGGCCCUCCGUGGUCAGUGACCUGAAGUCCGGCACCAACGAGGACGACCUCACCAUGAAGUUGACGGAGAUUAUUUUUCUAAAUGAUGUCAUCAAAAAGCAUCGUAUGACAGGAGCUAAAACCCAGAUGAUCAUGGAGGACUGGGACUUCCUGCAGCUGCAAUGUGCUCUUUAUAUCAAUAGUGAACUUUCUGGCAUUCCCCUUAAUAUGGCACCUAAAAAAUGGACCAGAGGCUUUGUGCAAAGACUCAAGGGAAAGCAAGGUCGAUUCCGAGGAAACCUCUCUGGGAAAAGAGUUGACUUCUCCGGGAGAACUGUCAUUUCUCCGGACCCAAACCUGAGGAUCGACGAGGUGGCGGUCCCUGUCCAUGUGGCCAAAAUCCUCACGUACCCAGAGAAGGUCAAUAAAGCCAACAUAGAGCUGAUGAGAAAACUUGUCCGCAACGGCCCCGAACUUCACCCCGGAGCCAACUUCAUCGAGAACCGUCGCAAUCAUAUCAAAAGGUUCUUAAAAUACGGGAACCGGGAAAAGAUAGCUCAGGAGCUGAGGUGCGGUGACGUGGUGGAAAGGCACAUGAUAGACGGAGACAUCGUCCUCUUCAAUCGACAGCCGUCUCUGCACAAACUCAGCAUCAUGGCCCACAUUGCCAAAGUCAAACCCCACAGAACCUUUCGGUUCAACGAGUGCGUGUGCACCCCGUACAAUGCCGACUUUGACGGCGAUGAAAUGAAUCUGCAUCUACCUCAGACCGAAGAAGCCAAGGCGGAAGCUCUGAUCCUGAUGGGGACCAAAGCUAAUCUCGUCACUCCGAGAAACGGUGAACCUUUGAUUGCUGCUAUUCAGGACUUCCUUACAGCUGCCUACCUGUUGACGCUGAAGGACACCUUCUUCGACAGGUCAAAAACCUGCCAGAUAGUGGCGGCAAUCCUUGUAGGCAAAGAUGAAAAAGUCAAGAUCGCCCUUCCUCGCCCAGCGAUAUUAAAGCCAAUUCGUCUUUGGACGGGCAAGCAAAUCUUCAGUGUCAUCUUGAAGCCGAGUGACGCAUGUCCAGUCAAGGCGAACCUGCGGACCAAAGGCAAGCAGUACUCUGGCAAAGGAGAGGACCUCUGUAGCAACGACUCAUUUGUGGUGAUUCACAACAGUGAGCUGAUGUGUGGAAGCCUGGACAAGGGAACCUUGGGAUCCGGCUCCAAGAAGAACAUUUUCUACAUCUUGCUGAGAGACUGGGGGCAACUGGAGGCUGCAAAUGCCAUGUCUCGCCUGGCAAGACUUGCUCCAGUGUUUCUCUCCAAUAGGGGGUUUUCUAUUGGAAUCGGCGAUGUGACACCUGGCGCGGGUUUGCUCAAGGCUAAGCAGGACCUGCUGGACGAUGGCUACGGCAAAUGUGACGAGUACAUUGAGGCUUUGGACACGGGAAAGUUGCAGCAGCAGCCUGGCUGCACGGCGGAGGAGACGCUGGAGGCCCUCAUCUUGAAAGAGCUCUCAGUGAUCAGAGACCGAGCCGGCAGCGCUUGCCUCAGAGAGCUGGACAAGAGCAACAGUCCUCUUAUUAUGGCUCUUUGUGGCUCCAAAGGAUCCUUCAUUAACAUCUCUCAGAUGAUCGCCUGCGUGGGCCAGCAGGCCAUUAGCGGCUCACGAGUUCCCAACGGGUUUGAGAACCGCUCCCUGCCUCACUUUGAAAAACACUCAAAAUUGCCUGCUGCUAAAGGCUUCGUGGCCGAUAGCUUCUACUCCGGGUUGACGCCCACAGAGUUCUUCUUCCACACCAUGGCCGGUCGAGAGGGCCUGGUGGACACUGCGGUGAAAACUGCAGAGACUGGAUACAUGCAGAGGCGUCUCGUGAAGUCUCUGGAGGAUUUGUGCUCCCAGUACGACCUGACAGUGCGCAGCUCCACGGGGGACAUCAUCCAGUUCAUCUAUGGCGGCGAUGGCCUGGACCCAGCCGCGAUGGAGGGAAAGGACGAGCCGCUGGAGUUUAAGAGAGUGCUGGACAAUAUUCGGGCGGGCUACACGUGCCCAGAUGAGCCGGCGCUCAGCCAGAACGAGCUGGUCCUCACUGCAGAUGCCAUCAUGAAGAGAUCUGACUUCUUGUGCUGUGGAGACAGCUUCCUUGAGGGAUUAACUGAAACUGGCACAGUGAAGUACCUGGAGGAGAUAAAGAAAUUCAUAAAAAGCAUGUCAGAAAAGAUCAAAAAGACCAGGGACAAAUACGGCAUCAACGACAACGGCACUAGCGAGCCAAAAGUUCUCUAUCAGCUGGACCGCAUCACCCCGACGCAGCUAGAGAGGUUUCUGGAGACCUGCAGAGACAAGUACAUGAGAGCCCAGAUGGAGCCCGGCUCCGCAGUAGGCGCCCUUUGUGCCCAGAGCAUCGGAGAGCCCGGCACUCAGAUGACUCUGAAAACCUUUCACUUCGCUGGUGUGGCGUCCAUGAAUAUCACCCUGGGAGUGCCUCGCAUCAAAGAAAUCAUCAAUGCCUCCAAGAACAUUAGCACUCCCAUCAUCACGGCUCAUUUGGAUAUUGAGGACGACGCCGACUUCGCCAGGCUGGUGAAAGGGAGAAUCGAGAAAACUCUUCUCGGAGAGAUUUCAGAGUACAUCGAAGAGGUUUUUCUGCCAGACGACUGUUUCAUCCUGGUGAAAUUGUCCCUGGAGAGAAUAAGACUUCUGCGAUUGGAGGUGAAUGCAGAAACGGUGCGUUACUCCAUCUGCAUGUCUAAACUACGAGUCAAGCCGGGAGACAUCGCGGUGCACGGCGAGGCGGUGGUGUGCGUGUCCCCACGAGAGAACAACAAAAGCUCCAUGUACUACGUGCUGCAGACGCUAAAAGGAGAACUUCCGAAGGUGGUGGUUCAAGGGAUUCCCGAGGUCGCCCGCGCUGUCAUCCACAUCGACGAGCAGAGCAGCAAGAAAAAGUACAAGCUCCUGGUGGAGGGCGACAACCUGAGAAGCGUCAUGGCAACACACGGGGUGAACGGAAGCAGGACCACUUCCAACAACACGUAUGAGGUGGAGAAGACUUUGGGUAUCGAGGCUGCUCGGUCCACCAUCAUCAAUGAGAUUCAGUACACCAUGGUGAACCACGGAAUGAGCAUCGACCGACGUCACGUCAUGCUUCUUGCAGAUCUCAUGUCCUAUAAGGGGGAGAUCCUGGGAAUCACCCGCUUUGGUUUAGCUAAAAUGAAGGAGAGCGUCCUCAUGCUGGCCUCGUUCGAGAAAACAGCCGACCACCUCUUCGACGCUGCUUACUUUGGACAGAAGGACUCCGUCUGCGGUGUGUCCGAGUGCAUCAUCAUGGGCAUCCCGAUGAAUAUCGGAACAGGACUGUUUAAACUCCUCCACAAAGCCGACAAAAAUCCCAACCCCGUCACCAGGCCUCUUCUCUUUGACAGCCCUGAUUUCCAUAUACCUCUCAUCACAUAGCAUCGAGGAAGGAAACACCACGUGUUUUUUUUUUGUUUUUUUUUAAGGGUUUUUGUUUGUCAUAGCUGAAAAUGACUUGUUAAUGAGUGAGAGAUGGAGAAAUGGUUUCAGUUUGAGUUUCUUCUGUCAUGCUUUGGUAAGGUGUUUUCUCUUCAGGUAAUGUUCCCACAGUUUAAUGGCACAGAACAUCGAAUCAUUAGAAGUACAAUUUGGUUUUAAACAACAGCACGGUAAACCUGCUUUACCGCAUCGAUUAUAAAUCUCCGCUGUUUUAUCCCUGAGUUAAACAUUGACAGAUUUAUAGAUCAGUUUCACAGCUGAGAAGUUUUUUUUUUUUUUUUCACGUUUGUUUUCAGCGUGGCAAAAGACUGUUAAACUGAACGUUUUAGAGAAUGUGAGAAGUGUAUUCGUGAAUGAAUGUACAUAAUGUAAUAAAUAAAUUACCAACCUGAAAGAAGGGCAAACGGUU
This is a messenger RNA of Cololabis saira (Pacific saury), 4811 nucleotides long. RefSeq names its product polymerase (RNA) III (DNA directed) polypeptide A (gene polr3a). The coding region runs from base 134 to 4342 and encodes 1402 amino acids. Lineage: Eukaryota; Metazoa; Chordata; Actinopteri; Beloniformes; Belonidae. Gene Ontology annotation, molecular function: DNA-directed RNA polymerase activity; DNA binding. The record is from RefSeq and is a predicted model, not a curated record. Gene Ontology annotation, biological process: DNA-templated transcription. The transcript is spliced from 32 exons.